This is a messenger RNA of Pseudopodoces humilis (Tibetan ground-tit), 1206 nucleotides long. Lineage: Eukaryota; Metazoa; Chordata; Aves; Passeriformes; Paridae. The record is from RefSeq and is a predicted model, not a curated record.
AUGGAUCUCCAGACUCCUGCUAGUGGCAAUCAUGUUGUCCAGAACUUACUUUUAUAUAAACGACCAGAAGCCUGUCAAUUUGGAGAAUCCAAUGACGUUGACAUUUACCUUUUCCUGUUUCACAACAUUCUCCUCCAAACCCCUCAGCCUGUUCCUGGUGCUUAUAACCUGACGCUGCAAUCCCGGAGAACCCGGAGAGGCCCGUGCUCCCCGACACCCUCCUUCCCGGCAUCUCCGAAACAAGGCAGGAUGACUAAGGCCCCUUUUUCCGUGGAAUGGUUGUCCCAGAGCAGCCAAGCUCUCAAGAGCCCCACCGAGGGCUCUCCACAGCGAGCAUCGUCCGCGGGCCGGAGCGAGCGGAGGCAGGAGCAGCCGGCGGGCCCGCGGGACGGGAGCGGCGGCAGGAGCAGGGAGCGCGUGGCGGCCACUCCCGCCUCAGCCGGCGGGAGGCCAGCGGGGCAGCCCGUGCCCGAAGAGGGCCCGGAGUGGCCGGGCCCCGAGGAGCCGUGCGGGCGCGGCGGGCGGCGGCUGCGCACGGCGUUCAGCGCGGAGCAGAUCAGCACCCUGGAGAGCUCCUUCCAGCGCCAGCAGUACCUGGGCGCCGCCGAGCGCCGGCAGCUGGCGGGCAGGAUGCGCCUCUCCGAGGUGCAGAUCAAGACCUGGUUUCAGAACCGGCGGAUGAAGCUGAAGCGGCAGCUGCAGGAGUUGAGGACGGAGCCCUUCUGCAGCCCCGCUCUCCCUUACGGACCUCAGGGCGCUGUGGUGCCCUUGCCGCUCACGUACGUGGCCCGGCCUCCGCCUCUGCCCCGGCAAGGGGCUGCCCCUGAGGGCUUCCCUCUGGCCGCACUGCCGUCACCCGCCCUGGACCUCAGCAGCGCCUGCAGAGCACAGCCUGUUGGCUUCUGGGCAGCACCCUGCUUUGUAGAGUACCGGGACCCCAGAGCUUUCUUGCUGGGUGUCUGACCCACUGAUACGAACUCCGACUAAAGAGGAUUUGCACUACAGAUAGGUAUCUGGGCCGCCCUCGUCCGUAACUGCCUGGUGGAGUUAUGAUGCAGCACCGAUCUAAACAUUUACAAAGAUAUGCUGGACAAUCUGAAUCAUGGACUCGAGGCCCUUACAUUUAUAUUAUUACUGUAAAAUAUAAACGGGGUGGGACAAACAAUAAUAUAAAUGGAAUAUUUGAAUAAACCUAUUUUUUUUCCA